Molecule: messenger RNA, 772 nt
Organism: Phanerochaete carnosa HHB-10118-sp
Lineage: Eukaryota; Fungi; Basidiomycota; Agaricomycetes; Polyporales; Phanerochaetaceae
Exons: 3
Coding region: 4-606 (200 amino acids)
Source: RefSeq, a predicted model, not a curated record
CCAAUGGACCCAGCUCCUGGAGCUCGAGGCGUGAAACCAUCCAGGGUUCGUCGGCCCAUGCCUCCCACAUUUCCUAACGUCAUUAAGGAAGGGCUACGCUUCAAGUGGGGAUCUACGGUCGGCUUCGCUGCGUUUCCGGGUUAUGUUCGCGCCAUGGGUUCUGUACUAACCCACCUGGGAAUAUCGCUGCUUCACGAAGAUAACAGCUACCUCCUUGCUAAAUUCGGACUUGAGGGAUGCACGCAUCUGUGGAGCAGCACGGAUCGCUCCUGGGUCCUACAAAUGCUUGCACAAAUCUGCUCUCCACAUUUGACAGCUGUCGUGCUCAAUCUCUAUCUGGGCAAGCUGGCUGACCUCUUGGCGCUCAACUUCAAUCUCAUCGACACCGUCCCUUCCGAAACACGCUUCGCGCGAACAAUGCUCACGCUUUCCUUUACUCCUUUGCCGUAUCCUCUGCCUCAUGGCGAGAGGGGUCCAGACGAUCGAAUUUUGGAGUACUUCACGUACGCCAUCUCGAAGAUGCAAAACCUUUAUGACCAAAGGCUGAUCGCUCUCCUUCCUCAUGGAUUGUCACCCAGCGCGGCUGUAUUGCCCUACGAUAUGUAGAAGUGCUCCCCGGAUUGGUCUUGUUAUUUGUUACUUUGCAGGCUCGAUAGCUCUCUCGGUACGAUACGUGUCUUGAAGUGAUCUUCAAAUGCUGUUCUUAGUUUGUAUAUUGUGCUUACAGUUUAAGGAAGCUUCAGACGGCAUCAGUUUCAAAAGCAGCUUUGCC